This is a messenger RNA of Perkinsus marinus ATCC 50983, 444 nucleotides long. RefSeq lists its product as hypothetical. NCBI's taxonomy places the organism in Eukaryota, Perkinsozoa, Perkinsida, Perkinsidae. The record is from RefSeq and is a predicted model, not a curated record. The coding region runs from base 1 to 444 and encodes 147 amino acids. The transcript is spliced from 4 exons.
AUGCCAAUCGAAGACGGUCAGUUGACUCCAGAGGAGUGGAAAGGCACUGUUGUUGAAACCGCCUUGCCCGUGGUGGAUUCCAAAGGCAAUUCUGAAGGAGCUAAUGCUGCUGAUAGUGAUGAGCCCCUCCAGCAAUAUAACGAUGCCGUGAAGAAUUUGGGUCGUCUUCUUCGAGAGCAAGGAGACUUCCAAGUGGCGUGCCUUGACAGUUUCAAACGUGCUACUGAUGAUUGUGCAAGUGGUGAACGCCUUCUGAAGAAGUCAUCCCAGCUCAAGGCGGCCCUGGACUACAUAUGUGCAUUAGUUGGCAUCGAGUUGGUCACUGCUGAGGAAGCAGAAGAGAUGUUUGUCGCCAACAUGAACUUCGCCUCCUACGUGAUAUCAGCGCAAGAGUUCUUCAACAGUCUUCACAGAGCGUUGGAUUUGGAGCGUGAAAUCGCCUAA